GUGAAUACUUACUGUGUGCAGUAACUGUGUACCGACUACUACACUGCACUGAAGCUAUGAAUACAGAAUGUAAGCACCAUGUUUGUUAUUGCACAUGUUUUAUAUGAUGAUACCGCUCUUAUUAAAGCCCAGGGCUACGUGUGCCUCAUGUUUGAACCCGUUGUAGAAGUCAAAAGGAGAGCUGGAUAUGUGUCUGUGUCUCACUCGUGCACUGAUUACACACAAACUGCUCUUUUUGCCACUUGACGAUUUUGUAAAGGAGUCGGUGCCAACGUCGUGUCGCAACAGGAAAGUUUCUGAUAUCAAGCUGCAAUCUGCAAAGCAUAAAAAGGGAGUGUGUUUAGUCUGGGGAGGGAAGAAUCGCUGGACUCUGGGAGAGACAACGACCCGUGACUGUCACUGUCAGGAUUAAGCAUUAAUGAGGAUGUUAAAUUUAGAGCUCAGUUGCUCACAUUUUCCCCGGACCUCUAGUGAGAAGUCCUGCUUGAUAUGGAAGCAUUUCAUAGCAGCUAUUCCACUUUACACUGAAUCACUUUCAGGAAUGUGCUUUGCCAAGAAUAAUGGACAACCUCAGUGUUCGUGGGACUCGGCUCGUACGACGACCAUUGUUUAGGAAUGUAGACUUACAGGUAAUUUGCAGCUUCUGAUGGGCGUGUGCUUUGGUUGUGUACUUAAUAGCGAUGGGAGUUGAAGGUGUAUCCAUAGAGCACUUGAGAGGGAGGGGUGAAGUGGAGGUACUAUACAGCCAGAGGCAGAGUGGAAGAGGGUGGAACUGACGGAGGGGGCGAGGUUGUCAGGGAAAGGGAAAUGAAGGAGUAAGCAAGAUUGUGCCUGCAAUACAGAUCCACGGUCACAGUACGGCUGACUUUAAAAGAAGGCAGACAUGGUUGGACACUGACUGGAGGAGAGAAGCAGGAGGGAGUGAGAAAACAACAAGCCGUCAGCUGCCAACCUUAUCGUUUCCAUCUAUAUACGGAAACCACUGGAUAAUUGAUAAGCCUCUCCCUCUUGCUCUGUGUUAGUGUGUGAGGGAGAGAGAGGGGGGAUUUGCUGAGCUCACCACCACCAUGCUGUGUCCUGCUGCUGUCAGUGCAGCUGCUGCGGCUGUGUGGCUGCUGGCGGUGCUGGGCCCGGGCCUGUCUCUUGCAGCUGAGGACAACACGGAGCCAGACUUCAGCCUCUGCAGCCGCUGCUUCUACAGACAGACGCCUCCUCAGGGAGCCUCUGCGGGGCCGCUGCUGCGCUCACUGUGCCACACUCUGCCCGGGGGACAGGCGUUCGCCUCCCUGUCCAAACCGACCUGUGACACAACUGUCUACUCGGCCUUCCAUCUCAGCCACGGAGGGACGGAGGAGGAAGGAGAGGAGGGGGGAGAGCCUGUUGUGACGGAGGAAGACGACGUUAAAGUAGCAGUACCAGCCCUGCUCAGAGGAGGCGGGGAUCCAUCGCAUCCUGUCUCGCCUACAGGCUCUCCUCUUCAACACUGGGACUCAACUUUCACAUCACUGGUCCAGUACAUCAUCACUCCCCAGUGCAGCACUUUAGGGGGUGAUUUGUACAUCCUGACCGGCGUCGGAGGCUUCGGGGCAGCUGAGGAUGGAGACGAGGAGUGUCAGACGAAGCCGCUGUGGUCUGCAGUGUGCUGCGCUGUCCCAGAGGGGAAGAGGGGCUUCAGUGUGGGGUUAAUCAGAGAGACAGGGGAAGGGGAGAGGCAAGUGAGCGUUAAGGAGCUACAGGAAGUGCUGGGAGUGGCAGAGCUGUUCUCAGAGGGCUGUGGAGGAGCAGAUGGGGAGACUGUUGGAAUCAGAGUGGGUCUUCACAGUGAGAGGCCCCCUGCAAACAUAGAGGAGCUGGAUGCAGGUCUUACUGGGGAAAACACAGGAGCCAAGAAUGUAGAUUCAAACGCUGCUGAUCGAGUCACUGAAGAAGAGGAGGUUGGUUCAGCUGCCACUAAAGGAGAGGAGAUUGGUUCAGAUGCCACUAAAGGAGAGGAGGUUGGUUCAGAUGCCACUGAGGGAGAGGAGGUUGGUUCAGAUGCCACUGAGGGAGAGGAGGUUGGUUCAGAUGCCACUGAGGGAGAGGAGGUUGGUUCAGAAGGUAGCGUUGAAAAACGACGUGAUGUGACGCAUUCAAAAGCCGUCGAAUCAGAGUCUCCUGAGUCGUCAGCUGACUAUGGAACUGUGGAUGAACAGGAGACAGACACUAACUCCAGCAGCAUGCUGGUCUAUGUCUUCUCCACCACCUUGUCCAUCCUCAAAGCUCCGCUGCGGCCUGUGUUCUCCACAGUCACACAGUUCCCUGGACAGGUGACAUACGUUCUUCAGGAAGACCUCGGGGUUCUGACUGCCCUGCCUGGAGAAACCUACUCGCUGUUCCACCUCCUGACCUCUGACCUCUUGGCUUGGACGGGCUCAGCUGGAGAAACGCUGCUGGGUAUCGGGGAAAACUGCUUCUCCAGCGCCUACUUCUGCUCCUCCUCCAUCUUGGGGGCCCUGCUGAACAACUGCCACACCGGAGUCACUGGCGUGGGGACCCUGGCUGGAGACACAGUGGGGAUAUUUGGGGAUGUGUUGGAUAAUACUUGGUGGGUGACCAAGUUCUUUGGGGGGCGGCUUUGGGAUCAGAGCGAGGGUUACGUAGGAACAGUGAUGUCAGAGAUGGGGGGGCAGGCGAAAGCUGUAGGUGGAGGGUUGGGGAGGCUGGUGUGGAGAAGUGGAAAUGGUGUGGGUAAUGUGUUUACGCUGGGAGGGGGUUUGGUGAUGGGGGUGGUGGAUAUGGUCGUUGGUGCGGUGAGAGGGGCUUAUGGGCAUGAGUCAGACUGAAAACCUUUUCGAAUAUUCUCUCCAGUGUUGGUUUGUAAAUUUCUUUAGCACAUAUGUGUGAAAAAGGGGGGGGGGACUGUUUCACUUUGAUGUCAUUUGAAAUGCCUCAGUUGAAGGAUAGCCAUAUGUCUUUUGAAUCAAAUUUAGUGAAUUAAUCAUUUCUUACACUGUAGGUCUUACACUUCACUGUGGCUGCUGGGAUACGUGACCCCACUGUGGUUAAAAUGAAACACUGUGCACAAACAGGGCUUUUGAAUGUAAUUAUAUUCAAAACAAUUCUUGUAUGAUAAUUGUUAUAGUAAAUGUUUGCUUACGUGUACAUUUUAAUAAAAGACAAUGCUGGCAUA
This is a messenger RNA of Cottoperca gobio, 3169 nucleotides long. RefSeq lists its product as uncharacterized. The record is from RefSeq and is a predicted model, not a curated record. The coding region runs from base 1068 to 2822 and encodes 584 amino acids. Lineage: Eukaryota; Metazoa; Chordata; Actinopteri; Perciformes; Bovichtidae. The transcript is spliced from 3 exons.